AUGUAUGAAGUGCUCUUUUCUUCAUCAAUCGCAUCAAUCAUUGUAUACAGUCCUGGUAGGCUAAAGCCACUCACUCACUCACUGAUCACCACUCUCGCUCUAAAAAUCAACCUACUUUCAAGAACAACUCCCGCAUCCUUCAUCAUGAAGUUCACAACCACCCUCGCAGCCAUCGCCGCAAUCGCUCUCUCAGUCAACGCAGCAGACCGCGUCCAAUGCGCCGGCACAGUCGACACGGCCCCCAACAAAGGCCGCUACGAGCCCUCCGGCUCCCUGACCGCCAACCUCACCCAGGUCGCCUGCAAGAGCGGCACCAUUGACGGCGCGCUAAAGGGCAACCAAAAGUGCUGCAUCUCCAACGAUAAGGCAGCGUUCGGGUCGGCGUGUGGCAAGGCCGUCUUCCCGACCCAGUUCAAGACUGGGUUCAAGGCUACGUUCCAGCCUUGCUGA
Colletotrichum lupini is the source of this 450-nucleotide messenger RNA. RefSeq lists its product as uncharacterized. Bases 1 to 450 code for a protein of 149 amino acids. The record is from RefSeq and is a predicted model, not a curated record. NCBI's taxonomy places the organism in Eukaryota, Fungi, Ascomycota, Sordariomycetes, Glomerellales, Glomerellaceae. The transcript is spliced from 2 exons.